AUAUAUACGUACGCCGUCGAGUACGCCACCUAUCCAACCUCGCAGUUUCGAUGUUUGUGCGAUUACUGCUCUGCCCUGAUAUUAGUAUUGUAUCUGCUGCCAAUUUCAUGCAUUAGUUCUAAGAAUCGCGGCGACUACGUAAACAACAUCGACACCGGCAUGCGAGGCGUAAACAGAGCUGCGUGCACUGCAUUUGCAAUUCGACUGGCACAGUUUCACGCGAUCGCUUGUCUCGUGAAGAGCGUUUGUUUCUACCGCCACUUUUCCACAUUUGGGUGGGCCGAUUCCACAGCACUCCCCGUCUUUGUGCGUUGCUUGUGUGUAUUUAACUUUGUAUAUGUGUUAGAAAAAGAGAAAAAGCAAAGUUCACAGCACAAAAUUCAAACGAAAAACUGCAAACCUGCUUAGGUUAUUGUUUACAAUCAAAAAGUCGCAACAAAGAUGUUGCUACACGAUUCAAGGAAAGUGGGCACCUAUGACACGGAGCCUGAAAGGACACGCCUACAAAUACAACAUAUUUCACAAUGGUUGAAGGAGAACCCUAAUGUGAACGCCAAUAGCGACUUUGGGAAUUUGUUGUUCUUUUUACGAAGUUGCAAAUAUGAUUUGGAACGAACAAAGAAAAAAAUAAAACACUUCUAUCAAAUGCGAGCGGAGCGUGUAGAGUGGUUCGCCUACAGGGAUCCCUUUUUACCAGAAAUACACGAACUUUUAAAGCUGGGUGUAUUUUUACCAGUCGAUGGUGUUGAUUCAAAAAAUCGUAAGGUGGUUAUAAUACGUGCUGCUGCGCACGAUCCAAAACUGCAUUCUCAAAAUAACGUUUUUAAGGUUAGUAAAAUGGUCUUAGACUUACUACUUAAAUUCGAGCCAGAUAAUUGUGGGCAAGGAAUUGUGGGAAUUUUUGAUAUGACAGGCGUUCAGUUGGGUCAUGCUUUGCAAUUGAAUCCGAGAUUAAUAAAGCGUUCUGUUGAAAGUUGGCAAGCUUAUCCAUGUCAACCAAAGCUUUUGGAGUUUAUAAAUGCGCCUACUCACGUGAAUAUCUUUCUGAACACUUUCAGAUUAUUUAUGACACAGAAAAUGCGUUCUCGCGUUGUUGUACAAAAACGAUCAACUACAGUUGUGUGUGCUAAAUUACCGAGAGAUAUCGGAGGAAACGGACCCAGUUACAAGGAACUUGCUGCUAAAUGGAAACAACUAGUGGAGGAUAACGUCAACUUCUAUCAGGAGUAUGAAAAAUACAAAAGUAUAUUGCCAAGUUGAACCAAUUUCGUAAAUCAUCGAGAGGAGUAAUUACAAAUAUCACUCGUUCGCAUUCAUUCCUCUUAUAACAAAUAUUUUUUGUUUUGUUUAAUGUUUAGCAGUUAGCAAAAUAAUAUUGAUUAGGGUUAAGAGUACUUAAAAUGACUAAAGCUAAUGAAAUAUAAAAUGCUAGUAGAUAUACAUAUGUUUUCACCCAAAAAGUAAGAUAUGAUUAAGUUUAGAUUGUUUAAUUUAUUGUAGCUGGUGUAAUUUACAUAUCCGCAUACAUAUCUAGGUAUAUUGGUAGUAUAAUAAUAAUUUUUA
Messenger RNA from Bactrocera latifrons, 1563 nucleotides. RefSeq names its product alpha-tocopherol transfer protein (gene pinta). NCBI's taxonomy places the organism in Eukaryota, Metazoa, Arthropoda, Insecta, Diptera, Tephritidae. The coding region runs from base 442 to 1260 and encodes 272 amino acids. The transcript is spliced from 4 exons. The record is from RefSeq and is a predicted model, not a curated record. Gene Ontology annotation, molecular function: phosphatidylinositol bisphosphate binding. Gene Ontology annotation, cellular component: membrane.